CCUUUAAAAUAUUUCAUAAAAAUAAAUUAUAUAUAAAUACAAACCUGGAGAAUCCUUAUAGUAUAUACAAACAUGCCUCCAUCCCCAUUGCCGUUUUUACCCGAUGAUCUCAUCGCCGAGGUGUUAUCCUUUCUUGAUGUGAAAUCUAUUCUGCGAUUCAAAUGUGUUUGCAAGUUUUGGAACACUCUCUUUUCAGAUCCCACCUUUGUGAAACUGCAUCUCAAGAAAUCAGCAAAACGAAAUACUCACUUCUUACUCAUCACCCAACAUGUAACUGAUAUCCCUGGUGUGUCAUCGAAUGGCAGUGAUGAUAGAUAUGUGCGUGACUAUGGUGUCAUUCCCUACUCCGUAAGCACUUUACUCGACAAUCCGUCUUUCACCCUUUCUGUCGAUGACAAAUACCUGGUGCAACCCAAAGGAUGCUCUAAUAUUGUUGGUUCCUGCAACGGAUUGAUCUGUUUGGUUGGUAGAUCCGUCACCCGUCAGUAUUAUGAGUACUCUUUCCGACUAUGGAAUCCAGCCACCAGGACGACAUCUCCAAAAUUAGGGUUCUUACACUUAUUUCACAGUAGUUCCGUUUUCCCUUCCUCUCAUGAUGGCUAUUACAAUUUCCUCUUUGGUUAUGAUAAUUCAACCGACACUUAUAAGGUCGUGGCCUCGCGUUAUAAUAGACGUGAACAGAGAAGUGAUGUCAGAAUUCUAAGUAUGGGUGAUAAUAUUUGGAGAGAUAUUCAAAGUUUCCCAGUUGUUCCUUUGCAUUUUGGAGCUGGUUCAGAAAUCUCUGUUAAUAAUUGUGGUGUGUAUUUCAAGAGCAGUAUUAACUGGCUGGCUAUUGAAAAUAAACUAUGGUAUCAUCGUAUGGAUAUUAAGAAUAUUACAGUUAAGCAAUUUGUUAUUGUUUCACUUGAUUUGGGAACGGAGACAUAUCGUCUAUACCUACCGCCUAGUGGCUUUGAUCAAGUGCCGCCUUAUGAACCAAAUGUUGGUGUCUUGGGGGACUGUCUUUCUUUUUCUUAUUGUUAUAACCAAACCCAUCUUAUCAUAUGGCAGAUGAAGAAGUUUGGGGUUCAAGAUUCUUGGAUUCAAUUUCUUAAAAUUAGUUAUCACAAUCUUCAAAUUAACUAUCAAUAUAGUGACGGAUAUAUGUAUAUUUUUAAUAUUGUUCCGUUAUUUCUUUCUGAAGAUGGUGAUGCACUGAUACUUCAUUGCAAUCAAGAGGUAUCCCAAGAUAUCAUCUAUAAUUGGAGAAAUAGCCGAGUAGAGCGAACAGACAUUACUGCAAGAAAAAGAAUUACUGAUGAUAGAACUAGGGAUGAUGCCUUGUGCGCGGCUGAGAACUAUUUUGAAAGCUUAGUUUCAGUUUUUUGAAAAAUAAGGAUAACCAGUAAGAGCUAAUAUAGUAUGGGAAUUAAGAGCUUAGAGGAACGACAACUAUGGCAGGGUUGAAAGAGGAAUUGUUCGGCGGAACUUGGUUAGAAUUAGUUAGGAUUUUAGAAUGAAAUUUGUCCAGUUACCCGGGGACAUGAAUUUUUAUGUACUUUGUUAUAAACCUCUUUUUUUGAUAAAACUAUGUUUAUUACUUAUAUGUUGGCUUUUUUUUAUCUUGGUUUGCAUAUUCAAAAACUUGUGCUAAAGGCUUAGGCAUUUCCUGCAUUGCAAUGUUUAUUACCUGUUUGUCUCACUUUAAGCCUUGGUGAAAAAAAGUGCGUAACAUUUAUUAA
Molecule: messenger RNA, 1721 nt
Organism: Vicia villosa (hairy vetch)
Lineage: Eukaryota; Viridiplantae; Streptophyta; Magnoliopsida; Fabales; Fabaceae
Product: F-box/kelch-repeat protein At3g23880-like
Exons: 2
Coding region: 73-1368 (431 amino acids)
Molecular function (GO): protein binding
Source: RefSeq, a predicted model, not a curated record